Molecule: messenger RNA, 873 nt
Organism: Lindgomyces ingoldianus
Lineage: Eukaryota; Fungi; Ascomycota; Dothideomycetes; Pleosporales; Lindgomycetaceae
Exons: 6
Coding region: 1-873 (290 amino acids)
Source: RefSeq, a predicted model, not a curated record
AUGAAGAAACUUAAGUGCAAGGCUUCGCGCCUGUUCAGAAAGUCCAAGUCCACCGACCAGGACACUGGUAACAGCACUGACGACGAUGUUCCGCCUGUGCCUCCGCCUACACCGGUUUCAACAUUCCCACCAGCUCCUCUAGUACCGUCAUUCUCGCGAGCGCCAGUCCCGCCAUUCUCACCAGCUCCUAUCUCGUCAUUCCCGCAAACUCCUCUCCCGUCAUUCCCCCAAGUGCCCCCAGUCACGUCAAUCCCGCGAGCUCCUCUAGUUCCGCCAGCCGCAUUCGCCAACUACGUCGAUGACAUCACUCCGAUUUCUCCGCUCCGUAUCGUCAAGAAGAAGCCGUCGCUAUUCCUCAGAGACCCAACAGACGAGGAUGUGACCACAGAAGUCAACAAACCACUUCCACCAAUCCCAGUCAAAGCAGUCAAGAAGAAGCGUUCCCUCUUCUCCCUCAAAUCACACAAGAACCUUCGUGCCGCAGCCGACACCCAAGACAAAAUCCCACCCGUCCCUCCGCUCCCAUCAUGGGUAGCCGGUCAGAAGGAUAAGUCGCGUCCGGCUCCAUCGAUCCCCGCACUCCGUCAUCUGCCGACUGGCCCGCCGCCUCCCAGGCCAAACCGGCCCGUGUCCGUCGAGAUCCCCACUGCUGCUGAAAUGCAGCAACUCGCCGCUCUCGCUGCCGCCCGGCCACUGUCGCGUGCUGCUGCUGUCGGGCCGCCCGUCUUUGAUAGGCCGGGAGGUUGGGUCACGGACCCUUCCAAAAAUCAAGGGGCUGCCUCUCCGGGCAGAAUUAGGAAUAUUGAACACAAAGUGCCUGGGGUCUUGCUAGAUUCUUGCGUGAGAAAAUGUAUAGUAACUAGCUACUUCUAG